CGCAUUUCGUUUUUCUCCCCUUUAUUUCGAUUUAUUUCAAACAGAGGAUGUUGUAAAGUAUUUUUUUCGUAUGGGCAUUUGACAACGAUUACAUACUAUGCUAGUCACAGUUCUCGUGCAGUAAUAAAAUUAACAUAGAUUUCAGGAUGGUUUGAUUUGAGUCAUGAUUGGAGUAGAUCACAGUGGCCAUCUUGUUUUUCUUACUGCCAUGACCACUGCGUGGAUGUAGAACGAGGACAGUAAAGAUAUUAGAGCAUAACGUAAUAUCUCGAUACCGCAGUCUCUCCGAUUUUCUCCUAUACGUCUCUAUUCAUUAAAUGAGUGUGCUCAAGCUAUAUUCUAAAUAAAUAUGAAAAAUGAAUACGAUAACAAAUACAUUUAAAGUUGUUUUUAAGCAGGCGAUGAUAACCCCACACUGACGUCACCACUACAUGCGUUUGGGGUCCUUUGACUGAAUCUUUGAGGCGGGGGAGCGAGCAGCGCUAGCAGUAAAUGUCAUGAAAUGUUUGUGUUUUAUAACAGUGCCUAAAUUCAAACCAACCAACGGUAUAUUGAUCUGAUUGGUUUAAAAAUGGAGGAGUUAGACGUUGAGCCGACAACAACUAACAUCCCGGCCAGUGAAGGAAAUCAUUUGGGGUUUGUUUGGGGUCCUGGAGACAUAUUGGUGUAUGACACUAUCUACAAAUCAUCAGGCUCUGUGGGUACAUGCUCCUCCUUCAUCCAUGAGGUUAGGAAAGAUGAGGACAUCUACUCCCCUAUUUUACGCAAACUCUUUAAUGAAUCCCACCACAUCUUCGUCGGACUGCAGACCAUUAGAGAGGACCUGCCUAACAAAAACAAGAAAACACAGUUCGUCAGCAUCAGUAAAAACUACAGAUCAGUUAUUCGAGCGUGCAUGGAAGAGCUACAGCAAGUUGCAGUUUUAACACAAGAUACAGAAUUGGCCACACAGUAUGGAAAUCAGGUGUCAAUUCUCUUGGCUAUCGAGCUGAUCUGGAAUCUUUGUGAAGUGCUUUUCAUUGAUGCUGCUCCAGGGGGGUCUCUUCUGCUGCACCUGCUGGACUGGGUGAGGCUGCACAAGGCUGAUGUGGAUGAGAAGGCCCAGGAGGUCCUUCAGAGUGAGAGCCCCACUGAGCACCAUGGCUACUGGGAUGUGGUGCUGAGCUAUCUGAUGCAGGGCAGAAUGGACGAGGCCAGACAGAUGCUGGUGAAGUGGGGCGUGUUGAAGCCGGCUGCCAGAAGCAUGUAUAAGCAGAUGGACAACCUGCUCAGCAAGAUGCCUGUCUACAACCCUGGCGGAAGCCAGACACUGACAGAGUUCGACGUCAAAUGGAGACACUGGCACGACAUGGUGGACCACAGCCUGCAAGACAACUCCUUCGCCAGUGAUCCCAACCUGGAGCUCAUCUGCAAGAUCUUGAUGGGGGAUGAGGAUGCCAUACUGGAGCAGAAAGACCUGCUCAGCACCUGGUAUCACUUCCUGGUCACCCGCCUGCUCUUCUCCCACCCCACGGUCAAGCCCACAGAGCUGCAUUACUAUGCACAGUCAUGCCUGGCCAUGUUUGACUCGCGAAGCGCCCCAGAACCUCUGGACAGCAUCUUAUUGGCUGCCUUUGAGUUUGACAUCCACCAGGUCAUCAAGGACUGCAGCAUUGCCCUCAACAACUGGUGGUUUGUUGCCCAUCUGACGGACCUACUGGAUCACUGCAACCUCCUUCAGUCCCACAACCUACAUUUUGGCUCGAACCUGAGGGAGUUUCUGUUGCUGGAGUAUGCCUCGGGUCUGUUCACCCAUCACAGUCUGUGGCAGCUGGCGGUGGACUACUUUGACCACUGUCCCGAGUUUGGCCGCGUAUACCUGGAGCAGCAGAUUGAGCAUGUUCCCCUGGACACGGAGCGCAAGGCUCUCAAGGUCCUCAGGAUCUGUGAACAAAGGCAGAUGUCCGAGCAAGUGCGAAGCAUCUGUAAGAUAAUGGCCAAGCGGGCACUGAGGAACAACCGGCUUGGGUCUGCUCUUUCCUGGAGCAUCAGGGCCAAAGACGCCGCCUUCGCCACACUCAUAUCAGAGAGAUUCCUGCAAGACUACUGCGCCAGGGGUACCUUCUCUGAUCUAGACCUGAUCGACAACCUUGGGCCGGCCAUGUUGCUUAGCGACAGGCUCACCUUCCUAGGAAAGUACCGCGAGUUCCACAAGCUGUACGGGGAAAAUCGCUUCUCGGACGCCGCCACGCUCCUCCUGUCCCUCAUGACGGCCCAGAUCGCCCCGCGCAGCUUCUGGAUGACCCUGCUGACGGACGCGCUGCCCCUGCUGGAGCAGAAGGAGGCUAUCUUCUCAGCGGACCAAACCCAUGAGCUCAUCUUCUGUCUGGAGGACCUCACUUCCUCACUGAAGAUCCCCACGGGCCUGGAUGCACCCAUGCAGGAUGAAGACGUGGAGGUAACCAAGGUGGAACUGCUGAGACUGGCCCUGGCUAGGAACCUUGCCAUGGCCAUCGUCAAAGAAGGGACCGUGGCAGUCUGAAGACCAGUGUUUUAGCUGAAAGCCUUAGUCUUUUUUUUUUUUUUUUACCCCUCCGUGUUGUAUUGUUUUUGUACUGUAUAUUAAAUCAACUGAUUGAAACAUGCUUUUUGAUAAUAAACAGUUAAGUAAAUACAUUAAAACAGAUUUCAGGUCCUUACAAUGCACAUAGCGUAACAAAUGGGAAAAGUGCAAGGAGGUAGACGCAGUACUCACCCAUUGAAAGUAAUAUUUAUUUCCUCAUGCUGCAUACAAUUAAAACAAACAUUAUAUACAGACUGGUCUCUCCACACUUAACAUGGACACUUGACUUGCACAGAUGUUCACACCUAUUUACACUACACACACCCAAUCCACACAAUGUCAGCAACUCCCAGUGAAGCCACAAUGCUUUAAGGGAGGCCCAGGUAGGACAUCCCAUAAUGAUUAUACUGUUGUAGUUGGCAUGACCACACCAGUUGCCUAGAUUUUACAAUACACAUUUUGGGGACUUGAUAAAUCAAAUUCCUGUCAAAGGCUGUUUAAGCAACACUGAUUACAAAGAAACAAUUAAAAAAUAUCUGGGCACAUAACUGCAAUUACGGUUUCAAAAGAUGAUUACAAUUCAAUGUAAUAAAACGGCAAUAGUGCAUCAUCGCAACUCAAGAGAGCACAAUAAAAAUGCAGAAAUAAAGUGCUAGAGUUUUAUUUCUCAGGCAUUUUGCAGAUCCAUCAACAACCUUAAUAUAAUCAUUAGACAUCUCAGAAUGUCAAAAUGAUCCAUCAAGUUCUAAAAUACAAAAACAGCUCAAACACUUGAUAUGCACCAAUAAAAAACAUCACAUAAAAUAACAAGAAAUUACGCUUUUGCCCAUACAGCCUAAUGUCCCACCCUCAUCGUUCGCAACAUUUGUUCCAUUUCACAAGUCCAUCUCUUCAAAUAUAAUACAUUACUUGCUCAUACAUAUUUAAAAAUCUAUAACUUAAACCAAAGGCGUUCAAAGUGCUUGUCUGCGUGACAGUUUGCAGAUACUUCUGUUAACCUCGUAACAGUUCAGAGGUCUGUAAGGGGAACCUGAAUAGUUAUGCCGGAGUGUAUGUUUACUUCAGAUUAAAACGGGCUCAAAUCAAAACACUACUGCUUGAUUGCAGGUUUGAAAAGCAACGUGUACAGGAAUCUGCAGUUGUACAUGAGGCAAGCAAGGGGGCAGAGCAUGCAACUCGGUGGCCUGUUG
This is a messenger RNA of Gadus chalcogrammus (walleye pollock), 3732 nucleotides long. It is a transcript of the gene nup85, whose product is annotated as nucleoporin 85. The coding region runs from base 572 to 2521 and encodes 649 amino acids. Gene Ontology annotation, cellular component: nuclear pore outer ring. NCBI's taxonomy places the organism in Eukaryota, Metazoa, Chordata, Actinopteri, Gadiformes, Gadidae. Gene Ontology annotation, molecular function: structural constituent of nuclear pore. The transcript has 19 exons. The record is from RefSeq and is a predicted model, not a curated record. Gene Ontology annotation, biological process: positive regulation of DNA-templated transcription; mRNA export from nucleus; protein import into nucleus.